AUGGCGCCACAGAUAGCUUCGGCAAUAUCAGCAUCAAUGGCGGCAAAGGCGCAAAACACAACUAUUGUUAGCGACAUUGCUGAAUCCCUGCGUAAUUUGCCAGCCGGGAACAAAUUAUCAGUGCGCGUGAUCACCACUGCUGAUCACCAGGUCGACUCGCUAACCCCACAGCGGCGCUUUAGCCACUUUCAUUCAUCAUCGACAAUGUCGCGGCGAACUCUGAUCUUUGUCUCGCAAGGUGAAUGCUUAGUUGCCGGACUCGAGGCUCACGAGUUCACCUCUAUUUCCGUCCAAGUCAGCAGCGGGCAGAAUACGAGCCCAUCGGUGGCUGUCGACGUAUGCAUCGAGAAAGUCGACACCUCGGGGGAGCUUUCCAUCCGAAUGCCACUUGUCAGUGCGCUUAUUGCCGGCUAUAUGCGCUCUCUGCGCAGAUACAGGGCGCCGCUUGGGAUUGACACUGUCAGUGUGCAUUUGUUUGCGCGCGCUCAGCCAGAGUACCUAUUUGCAAAAUCCCAGGGUAAUCCUGGCAAGCGCAUUCUCGACGACUUGGCGCUGAUCAAGUGGUGGCAGGGCACACUGCAGGCAGGCCUUGCCUACGCGAUGGUAAGCGACAAUAGCACCGCAAGUAGCCUGACUGCAAUAGCAAACUGCAUUGUUCCUGGAACAAGCGUAGGCGAGGCUCCUUGGUUCCUGGGCGCCCAGAGCGGAAUACGAGUGUCUGAGGCAGACAAAGCUAUCGAGCAGCUGGCAACGGGCAUGAUGGCAAAGUGCGAUCCCACCGACACCGCAUUGAGUGUUUACAGCAAAGCGCCCCAUACUGUGCAGUGGAAAUGGGGGCUUCCAUACGACGACACCGCUCGCGCUCAUGAUUGUGUUUUGCAGUUCCCAGACGACCCAAUGACCCGCUUGCUCUCGGAACCUCACUCCAGCGCCUGGUCAGUGCACACUCUGCUUGAAAUGCUUUCUGUCAGCGAGGAGUGCGGGUCCGGCCGUCGCACAGCCUAUUUCUCUGCAACCCUGCCUCUCAGAGCACACCUGUCUUGCGCUUCUGCUGAUACUGAUGGCACUGCCGAACAGGGUAAGCCUUCCUUUGACGACUAUGACAGGGCUCUUGUUGCGCUGUUUGACCGCGGUAUGGAUUUUUCUUCGUCUGAUAGCGCGCUCGCUUCGUCUCGGCGCUUCACAGAAUACAUCGAUACACAACUUGGUAUUGCAUCUGUUGCAGUUGAUACCACUGGUGCUGCAGUUGCGCCGAGGCACAGCGAAACCAAGGCAAAGGAAGCUCCCAAAGUCAACGACCUCACUAUGAGCAUUCGCAAAAGCGCAAGGUCACUGAGUAGCUUUGCGAAUAGCAUUUGUGAACAAUAA
Messenger RNA from Kickxella alabastrina, 1368 nucleotides. RefSeq names its product histone acetylation protein-domain-containing protein. Gene Ontology annotation, molecular function: histone H3K56 acetyltransferase activity. Gene Ontology annotation, cellular component: nucleus. NCBI's taxonomy places the organism in Eukaryota, Fungi, Kickxellomycota, Kickxellomycetes, Kickxellales, Kickxellaceae. Bases 1 to 1368 code for a protein of 455 amino acids. The transcript has a single exon. Gene Ontology annotation, biological process: DNA damage response. The record is from RefSeq and is a predicted model, not a curated record.